This is a messenger RNA of Dreissena polymorpha, 2280 nucleotides long. RefSeq names its product protein-glucosylgalactosylhydroxylysine glucosidase-like. Bases 55 to 2214 code for a protein of 719 amino acids. Gene Ontology annotation, molecular function: catalytic activity. Gene Ontology annotation, biological process: carbohydrate metabolic process. The transcript has 13 exons. The record is from RefSeq and is a predicted model, not a curated record. Lineage: Eukaryota; Metazoa; Mollusca; Bivalvia; Myida; Dreissenidae.
GUAUUUAUCAUAUGGAAUGUUGAAAUUUUUAUCAGCUCUUGGAGUCUUCACGCUAUGGAUGGCAAGUUUGUCAUAUUUGCUGUGCUGUUAUCAAAUAUAUGGACAUUGUCUGAGGGGGACAUUUACGAGUCCGAGGCAUGGGAUCUGUGUACAGACACGCCUCCAACAGACGCCAAGUUAUGGCCAUCAAUUAGCAACGGUCACUUAGGGACCGUGGUUCAUAGCGACAGCGUCUACAUGAACGGCCUUUACAACGGCAAUGGAACUACGUCCACCCGCGCAAGAAUACCCGCCAUGACGUCAUUGAAAACGUUGAAUAUAGAUGGGACGCGUUUGAAUACAUCAUUUUGCUUGCAUAUGGAUACAGGAACUUACGAGGAGACAUACAGAACUGAUCACUGGAAAUUGACCAUAACCAUAUACGCCCAUCGUGUAGUGAGACGCGUACUUGUCACUGAAGUGUCCAUAGCAACGGAUGGUUACCAAGGGCAAUUUGUUGUUCCGCUUCAAAUAAACCAUGGCAACGAAAGCACAGAAAUCAGCUUUCUGAAAAUGACCAGCGAUAUACCAAAUGCAAGUUACAUGUACGGCAAAAUUAAUGAAGCGGAAACAUCCGAGUCAGGCCGAACGCCAGUACACGUGUACUCUACCAUCAUACCACCUAACAUUACCAUAGCGAGCGGACAGGCGCACAAAGAAACGCACGUGUUCCUGAUGUCCAUCAGCCCUGACCUUGCCGAUGCUAAUUCGGCGUAUAAAACAGCAAUCAACAUGCAUCUUGAUGGAACUCUGCAGACGUCACACGUCAGUGCAUGGCGUCAUGUAUGGGACGCCGGCCGAAUCGACGUCAACGGCAACGUGACGUUAGCGUCCACGGUGAACAGUGCCCUCUAUUACAUUAUCAGUUCCAUGCCCCUUACCCCAGACCCACUGUGGGAAUUCAACGGACUGUCCCCUGCUGAUCUCGCACAUAAUGGCUACAACGGCCACAUGUUCUGGGACCAGGACACGUGGAUGUACCCUCCUGUUCUGCAGAUGCACGCGGACCUCGGGGCGAUCCUCGUGCAGACGAGGCUGCGCACACUGAAUGCGUCAUACGAGUUUGCACGCCGCAACGGUUACAGCGGGGCCCAAUACGCUUGGGAGAGCGCAUUUACAGGUCUGGAUGUGACGCCAUGGCAGCCGGCCCAGGACUGGGAAAUCCACGUGACCGGUGACGUAUCACUGGCGUUUCAUCAGUACCUCAUGAUGACAGGCGACGUUGACAUGCUGAGAAAGUCGCGCCUUCAAGAGGCCAUCUUCGCGAUUGCAGAUUUCUGGAGGUCUCGAGCAACUUUAAAUGCAACCAGUAGGCUGUACGAAAUCCACGAGGUGAUGCCUCCGGACGAGUGGCACUACCCGGUAAACAACUCUGUGUACACAAACUACGUCGCGAAACAAGCACUGCUCUUACCCAUGUACGUGUGCAAGCUGAUCCAUUGUAAGGCCCCUCCCCAGUACGAGGAGGUGGCGACCAAGAUGUACCUACCCUAUGAUCCCGUCUUGAAGUAUCACCCAGAGUACGAUGGAUACACAACAAACGUGACCAUCAAGCAAGGGGACGCCAUCUUGCUCUCCUACCCACUACAGAUGCAGAUGUCCGACGAGGUCAGGUACAAUAACCUGGCUAUCUACGAAAAGACAACAGGAGCGGGGCCAGCUAUGACAUGGGGAAUGUUUGCCAUUGGUUGGCUGGAUGUUAACCAAUCAGCGAAAGCGGAGAAAUCCUUCUUUCAGCAGCUGGAUAACAAAUACGGACCUUUCAAUAUAUGGACAGAGGACGCAGACGGAGGUGGUGUAACGAACUUCAUCACGGGUCAGGGCGGGUACCUACAGUCAAUCAUCAACGGUUACGGAGGCAUACGCGUGUACGAGGACGAGUUGGCGGUCCACUGCCGUCCCAUCCCUGGAUCCAAGUCCAUGCAACUUGUCGGUAUAGACUACCGCGGUAACUCGGUCGACAUUUGGUGUGAUCGGUCAGUCACACGCGUAAACGUCGCCUCAAAAGGGCAACAACUCUUUCUGAGAACAGCCGACGGCAGGGAGCAGGUCCGUCUGAAUGAGGGUGUUGCCAUAGAAAUCGCUUCUCAGAAGAUGUUUAUGAGCACUCUACCAAUAAACCAAGCGAAUGCAAUUCACCACGGCGUUGAUACCCCGUUCGUGAUUGUAGGAUAAUUUACAUGUACACUUGAGACAAAGGUUUUAUACUGUUGUAGUAUGAAUAUAUGAUGGUACAACAGA